Messenger RNA from Danaus plexippus (monarch butterfly), 674 nucleotides. RefSeq names its product large ribosomal subunit protein eL21 (gene RpL21). The coding region runs from base 167 to 646 and encodes 159 amino acids. Gene Ontology annotation, cellular component: ribosome; cytosolic large ribosomal subunit. Gene Ontology annotation, molecular function: structural constituent of ribosome. The transcript is spliced from 3 exons. Lineage: Eukaryota; Metazoa; Arthropoda; Insecta; Lepidoptera; Nymphalidae. The record is from RefSeq and is a predicted model, not a curated record. Gene Ontology annotation, biological process: translation.
AAUGUUGAAGUUUACCUUUAUAUUGCUAACAUUUAUGAGACAAAAAUAAAAAUUUUAUUUAAUAAGAAAAUUGUUUUUAUGGCAAUAAAAAAAAUCUUAGUCUAUUCAAAGACAACAUAACCUUUUCUUUCUGAAUAGCCAAGCGCUGUCAAGCUAAGGCAUCAAAAUGACGAACUCCAAAGGUUACCGCCGUGGAACCAGGGACUUGUUCGCCCGCAGGUUCCGUACCCAUGGCACCAUCCCUCUAUCUACUUAUAUGAAAGUAUACAAAGUCGGUGACAUCGUCGACAUUAGGGGCAAUGGUGCAGUCCAAAAGGGUAUGCCACACAAAGUUUACCACGGAAAGACCGGUCGAGUGUACAACGUCACAGCUCACGCUCUUGGAGUCAUCGUGAACAAGAAGGUUGGUGGAAGGAUCAUCCCCAAGAGGAUCAACAUCCGCAUUGAACACGUCAAGCACUCCAAGUGCCGAGAGGACUUCCUCAAGCGUGUGAAGGAAAACGAGAGGUUGCUAAAGGAAGCCAAGGCUGCCGGAAAGGUCAUAAACCUCAAGAGACAACCACAGCCCCCCAGGGCUGCUCACAUUGUCAGCGGUACAGAGAAACCAGUCCUGCUCGCUCCUAUUCCAUACGAGUUUGUAGCCUAAAGUGAAAUAUAUUAUUUGUAAGACAUAA